This is a messenger RNA of Hippocampus zosterae (dwarf seahorse), 3855 nucleotides long. It is a transcript of the gene ccdc30, whose product is annotated as coiled-coil domain containing 30. Bases 309 to 3776 code for a protein of 1155 amino acids. The record is from RefSeq and is a predicted model, not a curated record. NCBI's taxonomy places the organism in Eukaryota, Metazoa, Chordata, Actinopteri, Syngnathiformes, Syngnathidae. The transcript has 26 exons.
ACAACCCACCCGUCCGUCCCCCGCCGGAAAAUUGUGAAUGGUACGCUCCGUUGCCAAGGUGCUUGUGGAAGCCAGUUCGCUUCGCUUCAAUUUAGCACGCCUGCCGUCAACCGUUCGCUAAACUAAGUUGUCGCUGAAGGCAAAGAUGGGACAGAAGAAGAAUUUUGAAAUUAACUUUGGCACCCGGCGUCCAAUUGACUUACGAGGAUAAAUCAUCAUCUACAAUCUUGGCUUUUUCCCCCUCUCCAACUACGGAAGCCAAGUUCCAUCCCUGCCAGAUGCAGCUCCAUAUAACCUAAUGUGUCACCAUGGACCACAAAGAGGUGCAUACGGAAUUGGACCCGAUAUCCGCACGGCUACAGCAGGAUGGUUUGCCUCCGGGGGCCAGUCCGGAGGAGCGCCAGCACCACCUUUGGCGGCGGCUCCUCGACACCGAAGCGGCGCUGCAGCUGUCCGCCCAGGAGCUGUGUAAUUUGCGCUCGCAACAGGCCAACGAGAUGAAGGAGGUGGACAGCUAUGUAGCGCAUAUCCGCGGCCUGCUGCAACAGCGCGAGUGCGUAACUGCUGAAUAUAAGAGAGACAAUGAGCAACUGCAACAAGAGCUCCACCGUAUCAGACAGCAACAAGAGAUUCAGAGCAAAGAGAUGGCGGAGAUGUUGGCCCAGGAAGACCUUGGGGAGAUGGGCCUGAGCAGCCCCAGCGAGCAGGUGGCUUAUCUACUAGUAGAGAGGGCAACACUCCUGGAGAGGCUCGAGGCUGCCGAGAGAAGACUGGAGCGGCAGAACUUUUCUGGCAACGUAAAGGAUGUCCAGUUACAGGGCUCAUCCCAGACUCCAUGGAAGAAGCUGUUUGGGCUCCGCAGGUCUGCUCAGAACAAAAACAAUAUUACCCCUGCACACAGUGAAGAGCUGUCCCGCGAGCAAAAUGAACGCCGGCGGCUGGAGCGCGACUUGGAGGAGGCCUCGAGCAGGCUGGAAAUGGCUCAUCAAGAAAUCCGAAGGCUCAACAAUGAGAUGGAUGUGGCUAAAAGCAACAGCCUAGACCCAUGCGGGUCUGAGCUUCAGGAAACACUCCAAGAACUCGACAUUCUCAAGAAAGAAGUGGACAAACUAAAGCAGUGCGAUAUGAUGAAGCUGCAGCGGGCCGAAGAGGAAAGUGGCAGACUAGAUGCUGACAACCGAAGUUUGAGGGAGCUGGUGUGCUCUUUAGAGUCUCAGAAGAAAAUUCUUCUCGAGCAGUUGGAAACAAGGGACAUAGACCAAGAUUCUUCCCUGAAAGUGGAUGAGAGGCAAGACAACAAUUGCAGCGAACGACCCAACAUGUCAACGAACGAAUCCGAUCCGACACACAAACGCUGUCAUGCAGCGAUUGAGGACAGACUGGUUCAGGUGAGAGAGCUGGAGCGUCAACUCCAAAGGCUGCGCAAGGAGCAGGAGGAGCUGGAGGAGAGGAACGAGGAACUGGAGGCUCUCCUCGGCGAGGCCCAGAAUGCCAGCAAGGAGGAGAGGCUUCGCCACGACGGAGAACUGGAGGGGCUCCAUCGAAGGAUCAAAAACCUUGAGGGAGAGCUGAAGAAGCAGGAAACUCAAGAGAAGUUGUUAAAGAAUGGCGAAGAGGUCAAAACCACGGAGUCCUUCUUGCAGCGGCACCUACGGGACAGUGGCCCAGAGAGAAUGGCUUUGCUGGAAGCUCGUCUGACCGAGGAAAAGGACUGGAGGAAACAACUCGAGCUCGACCUCAGUGCUGCUCAGACUGCCCUAAAAAAAGACAAGGAGGCUUUGCAGAUCGGUGAGAGGGAGCUGAAGAAGCUCAGACUUGAGGUCAACAGUCUCACGACUGAAUGCCAACAAGGGAAAACCCUCAUCAAGGGUCUCAACCAAGUCAAGGGCGAAAAGGCUGUUCUGGAGGAGAAGUUAGCCCAGAUGGAGCGAGCUCACCGUCGACUCCAGAGUGAGUUGGAGUGUCGCAAAGACAGUAAUCACAGCCAAAAAAACCUUCGGGAUAACAGAAUUCAGGUGGAUCAACUGCAAGAGCAGGCUGACCGACUGACCAAAGAACUAAUCGGCCUUCAGACAGAAAACAACACACUCAGGAAUGAGAUGUCCUCUGAGCGGCGGCAGACCGUUGAGCUGCAGGUCAAACUGAGCGACAGCAUCCGGGAGAAGCUGGAGGUUGAGGGAAAAAGAGAGAAACUGGAGCUCGAGAUACAACGCCUCAAAGAACAGCUGCAGCAGCAGCAGGGAAAAUGCUGUUUGGCUAAUGAAGCACUUCAGUUCGAGUCAGGCUUAGGUCCAGCAGAGAAGAUCAGCCAAAAAUGCUUGGAUCAGUCCCUGGACAUAGUCCUCAGUCAGAGGACAGAAGAGGCUAAACAAUUGAAGCAUGACCUGCAAAGGGUACAGAGCCUCUUCAGCUCCGCAGAACGAGAACUGCGCUAUGAAAAGGAGAAGAACACAGACCUGAAGAGACACAACACCCUGCUGGACAAUGAAAAACAUAAGCUUUCUGCAGAGCUGAAGCAGGCGCAGACCAAGAUGGCCCAGAUUGAGCAAAGUCUCCACACUCAGAUGGCCGGUUCAGAACAUCAGCAACAAAAAAUCAGAGAGCUGGAGCUGGAGCUGGCACGCAACUUAGCCACCCGCAGCGUCGCCAACAGUCUGCAAGAGGAGUUGCAGGCCGAGAGGGCCAGGGUCAUCACUGCUGACAAAAAGGUUGUGGAGCUGCAGCAACAGCUCAAGACGACACAACACCAGCUGCGCAUGGAGGAAGCUCGGUCCAGCGAGAGCAGCCGCCUGGAACGGGACAGCAAAGAUUUGUCUGACACUUUGUCCACUUUGAGAGCCCAGCAGCAGGAGGACCACAUCAAAAGGAAGCUCUUAGAGCAGCGUGAGGAGGAGCUCCAGCACCAGGUUCGUUCUCUGAGAUUGAAAGAGGCCUCGCUCUCCAGAACCAAUGCCGAGCUCAGCCACCAAGCACAACAGAUGGAGUCAGAACUUAAUAAGGCCCGAGAGGAGAUAAGAGAUGAUCAAGCCUCUUGUCGCAGACUGAAGGAUGAUCUAGCGGCCAGUCAGCUCGAUUGUGACAGAAUGCAGGGAGAGCUCAAGCAGGUGUUCGUCCAGCUGAAUACAUACGUCAGGAAGUACAAUGAAAAGCAGAGUCGACACAAGACCAAACUACAUCAGGCCAAGCAGAUCUUUGUCCAAGCAACCGCGCAACGGGACAACGCCAUCCAGAAACUGGAGAAUGACUUAGCCCUGGCCGCCGGUCUCUUGAACAAGGAAAAGGAGAGCACCCAUAAUGUGAUGGAGGAAAAUGAGAAGCUUCUGGAGGAGAAAAGGACGCUGUUGUUGAAGAUAAGCGAGGCGGAGGAGAUGGGCAGCAAUGGCAUGAGGGCAGCUUCCACUGUCCAACACAGGGUCAUUGUCUUAGAAGCAGAAAACAGGCGCCUACAGGAUCAAACUUUGAAGCUGUCCAAUCAGGUCAGUGCCUUGGAGCGUGCCUUGAGGAACGCCCGGUCCUUCAACGGCAAUGAGAAUUCCAAGAAAACUCUUCGUGACGGCAUCAUUGAAACAUCGAAUUUAAGCCUCACAUCCGGUACUUAUGACCCCUGGGACUUGUUGGAAGCCAUCUCCCGCAGCAAGUUGGAGCACGUGUCGGACGGCACGCGAGCGUCUGUAUCCGCGCAGCAGCCGCCAGAACAAGGCUACCUGAACCUUGUUUCGCCACUCUUUCCGCCUGACACAACCGUGGAGAGUCCAAAUAGCAGUGAGGACGCGUGACAGGCAGCGGAACCUGACAACGAAAAGGCAAAUGGUAAAAAAUAUAUUUGAAAUGAAAAGACUAAUAAUAAUAAUAAUA